Vicugna pacos (alpaca) is the source of this 1803-nucleotide messenger RNA. It is a transcript of the gene ASZ1, whose product is annotated as ankyrin repeat, SAM and basic leucine zipper domain containing 1. NCBI's taxonomy places the organism in Eukaryota, Metazoa, Chordata, Mammalia, Artiodactyla, Camelidae. The record is from RefSeq and is a predicted model, not a curated record. Gene Ontology annotation, molecular function: protein binding. Gene Ontology annotation, cellular component: pi-body.
GCGCCGAGGGAGCAGGCGGGCUGACGUGCAGCCAGUGCGGCGGGGAGCGGCCUAGCGGGCAUGGCGGCAGGUCCGCUACGCGGUCUGGCAGUGGCCGGAGGAGGCGAGAGCAGCGAGAGCGAGGACGACGGCUGGGAGAUUGGGUAUCUCGACCAGGCAGUUCAGAAAUUGAAAAGACCGUUACCCGUUGAAGAAAAGAAUGAAACAUUUAAGAAAGCAUUGACCACGGGAGAUACUUCAUUGGUGGAGGAGCUCCUAGAUUCUGGAAUCAGUGUAGAUUCCAGCUUCCUGUAUGGCUGGACUCCCCUUAUGUAUGCUGCUAGCGUUUCCAAUGUGGAGCUGGUCCGGGUCCUUUUGGACAGAGGAGCUAAUGCAAGCUUCGUUAAGGAUAAGCAGACUAUUUUGAUAACUGCAUGUUCUGCUCGUGGCUCUGAAGAACAGAUUUUGAAGUGUGUAGAGCUGCUACUUUCAAGAAAUGCUGAUCCAAAUGUUGCUUGUAGGAGACUGAUGACCCCAAUCAUGUAUGCUGCACGAGACGGUCACCCUCAGGUUGUUGCUGUCCUUGUUGCUCAUGGUGCAGAAGUUAAUGCCCAGGAUGAGAAUGGUUAUUCUGCUUUAACGUGGGCAGCACGUCAGGGUCAUAAAAAUGUAGUUUUGAAGUUGCUUGAACUCGGAGCUAAUAAAAUGCUACAAACCAAAGAUGGAAAGACACCAAGCGAGAUUGCAAAAAGAAGUAAACAUAUAGAGAUCUUCAACUUUCUUUCCUUGACUUUAAAUCCUUUGGGAGGAAAGCCUCAACAGCUAACUAAAGAAGAAACAAUUUGUAAACUGUUGAGAAUGGAUUCUGAUAAAGAAAAAGAUCACAUAUUUAGUUCAUAUACAGCAUUUGGAGAUCUGGAAAUAUUUUUACAUGGACUUGGACUUGAACAUUUGACAGAUUUAUUGAAGGAAAGGGAUAUAACUUUAAGACACCUUCUGACCAUGAGGAAAGAUGAGUUUACAAAGAAUGGAAUUACCAGUAGAGAUCAGCAGAAAAUUCUGGCUGCUCUUGAAGAACUAGAGGUAGAAGAGAUAAAAUUUGGAGAAUUACCUGAAGUGGCAAAGUUGGAAAUCAGUGGUGAUGAGUUCCUCAACUUUCUUCUGAAAUUAAACAGACAGUGUGGCCAUUUAAUAACAGCUGUACAGAACAUUAUUUCUGAGUUGCCUGUAAAUUCUCACAAGAUAGUACUAGAAUGGGCUUCUCCCCGGAAUUUUACUUCAGUUUGUGAAGAACUGGUUAGUAAUGUCGAAGAGUUGAAUGAAGAGGUUCACAAACUAAAAGACUUAAUUCAGAAGUUGCAAAAUGAACGAGAAAAUGACCCAACUAAUAUACCAUUAAUAGAAGAAGUAUCUACAUGGAAUAGUAAAAUUUUGAAGAGGACAGCUAUUACAGUCUGCGGAUUUGGAUUUCUUCUUUUCAUUUGCAAACUAACUUUUCAGAGAAAAUAAUGCAAAUAUUUGUUUUGAGUAGUAUAUGGAUAUCUUAUUCAUAUUACCUAAAAAUGUUGCUUUUAACUGUUUGUGGCACAAUAUAACUGCGUUCUUUGCCAGUACUCCAUAGGAAAAAUUAUGAUAGCAGAGAGCAGAGUGUUUUUCUUUAGAAAGUGGUUUGUCAGUUUGAGUUAAAAAUACAGUCUGUUAUAUUUUAUGUUAAUUUUGACCAAGAAGUAAAUCAUAAGUGAUUCUUAAGUAUGAUCCUAUCAUAUGACUCUAAAUCACAUUCAAAAUAAAAGUUUCAUUUAAUAUUCUUUGACAUUUAAAAAA